ACAGCGGAAGUGGAAGCCGUCUUGUUCUUCCACCGACCGACACAACUGACACGCACUCACCGGUCACCACGGCGCCGCUUCCCCGCUCGCUCGGUGCUGGUUUAUGUUGGGCCGCUUGCUCGGUAACGCGUCGCAGAGCUUGUUGAAGCGGGUGUCGCGCAUCAUGAAGCCGAAGGUUAUCUUCGUCCUGGGCGGGCCCGGCGCCGGCAAAGGGACGCAGUGCUCCAAAAUAGUGGAGGCCUACAACUACACUCAUUUGUCAGCUGGAGAUUUGCUGAGGGCAGAGCGAAGCAGAGAAGGGUCUGAGUUUGGACAGCUCAUCGAUAACUAUAUCAAAGAAGGCAAAAUCGUCCCGGUGGAGAUCACCAUCAGCUUACUCAGACAGUCCAUGGAAGAGACGAUGACCAAAGAUCAGAACAAGAGCUAUUUCCUAAUCGAUGGCUUCCCUCGUAACGAGGACAACCUGCAGGGCUGGAAAAAGGUCAUGGACGGCAAAGCAGAUGUCAAGUUUGUGCUUUUCUUUGACUGCAGCAACGAGGUUUGCAUCGACAGAUGUUUAGAAAGAGGGAAGAGCAGCGGACGGACAGAUGACAACAGGGAGAGCCUGGAGAAAAGAAUCCAAACCUACCUGAACUCUACGCGACCAAUCAUCGAGCAAUACCAGAAACAUGGCAAGGUGCGCACCAUUGACGCCUCCCGCUCCGUGGACGAGGUGUUUGCUGAUGUGAAAGCCGUCCUGGACAAAGAAGCUUGACUUUUUCCAGCUGUCAGCAACAUUCAUUUAUCUUUUAAAGUUUCUUUUUAUCCACUACUUCAAUGCAUUUCUAUGUCCUUCCAGAUGAGUUUUUAUGUUUUUCAUUUUGAUUUCCGUGUCUUUUUGUAAAUGCGGCGCUGUUCGUGCGAACCCGCCGCGCGGUUGAUAGAAGUAAUGGGGCUGUGGGCCGGGUGCUGGGGGCCGGGGGACGGGAGGAGAUGUCCAGCAGCUACUCGCCAUCGACCCGUUCCGAACCUCUCCUCUCGAGACGCUUGUAAUUUUAUCAAAGACGCUGAACGCUAUCAUCAACAUGGUAUUUAGCACUAAUGUCUUCACAGUAUCAUGUCAUUAGAAGGAGCUGUGAUGCUUCAGACCAAACUGUCAUGUGACCUGGUGACAAGGACCGAGUAGACUCUUCAUCGAUCAGCCAAUAACCUUUCAGGAAUCUCAUUAAAUUCAAUUGUACAUCUGUGUCGUGUUUGGACAGCGGCUGCUCCACAUGGAAGCAUCCAGCAUCUGGUUGGGGGGGGAAAGGCGGGAAGCGUGAGACGUAUCUUUAGCAGAACAUUUUGAUGCACGUCAUUGAAGAAAUAAUAUCUGGGACAAGUUGAAAUAAAUAUGUAGAUGAAAAUGAAUUUUUUUUCGAAUGACAUGUUUGAGGAGGAUUCAUAAAGAUGGAAAGUGAAAACAAAGCAUUGUUUUUGUUUUUUGGGGUUUUUUUUUUUGCUAUUUUGGUUAUGAUACCAAAUAUCAUAAUCAUUCAUUUUAAGGAGAACACCUAUCAAAGCCAACUGAGACCUGUGUGAAAAUGGGAACAUUAAAUCCUGUUUCAUUAUCCACACUCAGUGCACAUGACUACAUAUGUUUACAUCAUCACAGAGUCAAAAUCCAACACAAUGUGUAUGUAGCUGUUUCCAUUGAGCAAAUUUGUGCAAUAUGGUAUAUUGAAAAUAAAAUAGCUUGAUUAAAAACA
This is a messenger RNA of Poeciliopsis prolifica (blackstripe livebearer), 1727 nucleotides long. It is a transcript of the gene cmpk1, whose product is annotated as cytidylate kinase. Gene Ontology annotation, biological process: CDP biosynthetic process; 'de novo' pyrimidine nucleobase biosynthetic process; UDP biosynthetic process. The record is from RefSeq and is a predicted model, not a curated record. NCBI's taxonomy places the organism in Eukaryota, Metazoa, Chordata, Actinopteri, Cyprinodontiformes, Poeciliidae. Gene Ontology annotation, cellular component: cytoplasm; nucleus. The transcript is spliced from 7 exons. Gene Ontology annotation, molecular function: UMP kinase activity; ATP binding. Bases 104 to 754 code for a protein of 216 amino acids.